CGGGGUUUGAGUGAGCGGUUUAGGGCGCCACCUAAAGUUCAAGCCAAUAAAUGAAUUAUUAACGUGGUUGCGUCUUUUGAACUUGUGUGAGCUGAGCAGAGCAAGAAAGAACAAAAGUUGCUAAAGUAAUAAUGUCGAACAGUACUCGAAGUGUGCUCGAAAGCUCUUAUGAUAUCGGUCCAUGUGACUCGACACAGACUAGUUCAAUUGCAGAUCAGCUAAGAGCGGUGAAGGACAGAGAAAUCUGUAUGGUAGACUAUAGGAAUUGCAGUGUUCUCCAGUGUAUGACAUGCAACACAGUGCUUGGAGACUCUCUCGGCAUCUGCGGGGAAGUCCAGUGCCUGCAGAGUAUCAUUUGUUUGAAUGUUACUGAGGAUGUGAGGGUGAAUAAAAAGCUGGAAAUGAGUUUGAACAGUCACCUGGCUUCCUCCACCUACCAAAUUCUUCACUGUGCUGGUUGUCAUGGUACUAUUGGCCUGGUUCUUCACUCCACCCCAGAGCACCUGUCUGCUUUACGAAACCUCUUCCUUUUACGAAAAGAGCUGAUAAACUGUUACAUGUUAAGAAGUGGCACAUGUGUUAAAGCCUCCAAAAUCAACUUCAAACACAGACUCAUGGACAAAACUAUUAAAGAGCUGAAGCAGGAUUUAGAAGCUCAGUUGAAGCAGGUGAAAAUUCUGGAGGGAAUGAUGGAAAAAUUGUGCACACACAAUGUAGACUAAAGAUAUGUACAGCUUUUUUGUUGUAACUGUUGAAAUAAAGUAUAUAUUUUUGUA
Molecule: messenger RNA, 776 nt
Organism: Ctenopharyngodon idella (grass carp)
Lineage: Eukaryota; Metazoa; Chordata; Actinopteri; Cypriniformes; Xenocyprididae
Gene: oip5
Product: opa interacting protein 5
Exons: 5
Coding region: 132-722 (196 amino acids)
Biological process (GO): chromosome segregation; CENP-A containing chromatin assembly
Cellular component (GO): nucleus; chromosome, centromeric region; chromatin
Source: RefSeq, a predicted model, not a curated record